Elgaria multicarinata webbii is the source of this 4498-nucleotide messenger RNA. It is a transcript of the gene SNX9, whose product is annotated as sorting nexin 9. Gene Ontology annotation, cellular component: plasma membrane; cytoplasmic vesicle. Gene Ontology annotation, biological process: mitotic cytokinesis; plasma membrane tubulation; endosomal transport. Lineage: Eukaryota; Metazoa; Chordata; Lepidosauria; Squamata; Anguidae. The transcript has 19 exons. The coding region runs from base 226 to 2073 and encodes 615 amino acids. The record is from RefSeq and is a predicted model, not a curated record. Gene Ontology annotation, molecular function: phosphatidylinositol binding; protein binding.
GUCGGACGAGCAGCCAGACCGCCUCAGGCGCUGGACAACAGGAAGAGGUGGCGGCGGGCGGCAGGCUGGCUGAAAAAGGCACAGGAGCCGCCGCCGCCACCACCCUCCUCCUCUUCCUAUUCCUCCUCCCCCAGCGCCGCGGCCCAGUAGGAGGGACCCAGAGGCAGAGCAACCAGCCAGGGCUCAUUCCCGGGUAGGGGGGAGACUCGCUGCCACAGCCCCACCAUGGCCACCAAGGCUCGGGUUAUGUAUGACUUUGCUGCUGAACCUGGAAACAAUGAGUUGACCGUUAAUGAAGGAGAAAUCAUUACAAUUACUAAUCCGGAUGUAGGUGGAGGCUGGUUGGAAGGCAAAAACAGCCAAGGAGAACGAGGACUAGUUCCGACAGAUUAUGUUGAAAUUGUACAUGAAAGUGCCAAAGAUGGAAUUUCAGUAGCUGACCAAGCCUUUUUUGACUGCCUCUCCUCAAAUACUGCACAGACUAAUUUGCAAGCUGCGAAAAACAGUAGCCAGGUGGAUUUUCUGGCAUCCUCUGCUCACACACCUAUUUUGGAAAUUUUUACUCAGUCUCCACCUUCAACUCCUUCUACAAGAAAGACUGUUAGCAGUGCAAAUGACCCCUGGUCAAGCUGGGACAAUACAACAGCUGCUGAUAACUGGGCAACAAAACCUGAAGCUAAGCCGAAAAAUAGCACUUCAAACAACUGGGAUGCAGCAGCAUUCGGUCAUCCACAGGCUUAUCAAGGUCCAGCGGCUGCUGAUGACGAUGAUUGGGAUGAUGACUGGGAUGACCCCAAAUCAACGGCUGCUCCCUAUCUUGGUUAUAAAGAGACAGAGCCUUCUGACCCAGCAGGACUUCAACGUGGGAAUAGCCGUGGAGCUGCUAUGAAAAUACCACUUAACAAAUUUCCUGGAUUUGCAAAACCUGGAGUGGAACAGUAUCUGAUGGCAAAGCAGCUAGUAAAACCCAAAGAGAAAAUUCCUAUAAUUAUUGGAGAUUAUGGUCCAAUGUGGGUUUAUCCUACCUCUACAUUUGACUGUGUUGUGGCUGAUCCAAAAAAAGGUUCUAAAAUGUAUGGACUGAAGAGCUACAUCGAAUAUCAGCUUACAUGUACAAACACAAAUCGAUCUGUCAACCACAGAUAUAAACACUUUGACUGGUUAUAUGAGCGUCUCUUGAUUAAGUUUGGAUCAGCCAUUCCAAUUCCAUCUCUUCCAGACAAACAAGUUACAGGGCGCUUUGAGGAGGAAUUCAUCAAAAUGCGGAUGGAGAGGCUACAAGCUUGGCUGACCAGGAUGUGUCGUCAUCCAGUUGUUUCAGAAAGUGAACUUUUUCAGCAGUUCCUUAGCUUCCGUGAUGAAAAGGAAUGGAAAACAGGUAAAAGGAAGGCAGAAAAAGAUGAGAUUGUGGGCGUUAUGGUCUUUUCUACUAUGGAACCAGAAGCUCCUGACUUGGAUAUGAUAGAAAUUGAACAGAAAUGUGAUGCAGUCAGCAGGUUCACCAAAACCAUGGAUGAUGGAGUUAAGGAGUUGUUGACAGUGGGCCAUGAACACUGGAAACGUUGUACUGGACCAUUACCGAAGGAAUAUCAGAAAAUAGGAAAAGCUUUACAGGGUUUAGCACUGGUUUUCAAUACCAGCGGCUAUCAAGGAGAGACUGACCUCAAUGAAGCAAUAACCGAAGCAGGAAAAACAUAUGAAGAAAUUGCUGGUCUUGUGGCAGAACAGCCGAAGAAAGAUCUCCAUUUUCUGAUGGAAACCAAUCACGAAUACAAAGGAUUUCUUGGAUGCUUCCCAGAUAUCAUAGGUGCUCAUAAGGGAGCAAUAGAAAAAGUGAAGGAAAGUGAUAAACUAGUUGCUACUAGCAAAAUUACACCACAGGAUAAACAAAACAUGCUGAAACGCGCAAGUACCAUGUCAUUUGCACUACAAGCUGAGAUGAAUCACUUUCACAGUAACCGGAUUUAUGAUUAUAAUAGCGUGAUGCGCUUGUACCUAGAGCAGCAGGCACAGUUCUACGAAACGAUUGCACAAAAGCUGAGGCAGGCUCUCAGUCGCUUUCCAAUGAUGUAGAUACAGACAGCUAAUGAAGAACAACUCCAAAGUGCUUUUCUGAUUUUUGGUGGGGGCAGUGCAAAUUUAAAAAGUGUUAUGUCUUUUGUUAUCCAAAAAGCCUUUUUUAAAAAUAUGAGAUGCAAAAAAGUGGAAACUUCAGACGUUUACUUUGUUUAGCCUAAAUGCCUUGGAUAUUUAUGUAUAUUUUUAUCCUGAAUGUUUUUUCUUCCUAUCUAAGCAAAACUGGAAAGUACUCUACAUGAUAGGGCUUUAAAUUGCCAAAUGAUUUCUUGCCAGGGGUUACAAAAAUUACAUAAUCCUAAACUCUUCAGAGAUAUUCAGUGUCAUCUGAUUAGCUAUACUUUAAGAGAGUAAGAAAAAGUCAGAAUAAGUGUCUGUAGAUAUAUAAAUGUCCUUUAAAAACUUUUUUUUAUCCAAUUGUUAAAAUAUUUUGUAACAUCCAAGUAAAUUCUUUGGUUAAGUGUGUGCUGUCGAGAACAAAGGUUCAUCCCCUCUCUGCUGAAGCAAUGAUACACAGUCUCUCUAUGUAUAUGUUUCUUCCCCACCCCUGUUCUUAUGCCACAGAUGCCUCUAAAUUUGAAGGCUAGAUUUCCGCGCGCGCACACACGCCUGGCAAUAUGAAAAAGAGUUGCAGCUAGAAACAACCAUUCCAAACAUCUGGAAGAUAUAGUUUCAUCCAAUAAUUCUGAAACAUGCAACUCUGUUACUUCCCAGUGAUAGUUAGUGCUGUGUAUGAGGGCUGUUUCUGCUUUGUUCUCAGCAAGUGCAGACUGUCAUUAGUGGCUCAUGCCCCAUCAUUACUGGUAUGAUAGAAAAUGUCCCAAGAACAUUGCUGUGUUUUGGCUCCCCUUAUAAUAGCAUGAUGUGAUGCUAUCUCCUUGACCCACCUUUUCAAAAAUUUAAUCCCAUAAUGGUCAAGAGUGUCGGUAUGUUUUGUAGAGGAAAAGUAAACUUUCAGGUGUCAAGUACAAUACGGGCUUAUCACAGGAACAGCUGCUUCAAAAUGGAACGGUGCUUGGAAUAUUAGCUUCAGGCCACAAGUGAGAGAUAUACGAUAUUUCAAAGAGAAAGAUAUUGCCACAGACAGACUAUGGUGCCAAAUGCAACUUUCACUAGAAUUUUUACUUUAGAAGUAAGCCAUUUAUUUUACUCACAAAGCCAUUCUAAGUGACGGGUAUAUUCUGUAAUGUCUAUUGACUUACAUGCCAUUGUCAUUUGUGUGUUCUGUACUAACUUUUAGAAUAACAAAGAAUGUCAAGGUAAUAUGAAGCCCCACCAAAAUAAUAAUCCCAAAAUGUAAGCCUGGCUAAAAUGCUCUUCAUUGUCAUGUUUCCUACACACUUUGUUUUAUUCUUAAUUUAGUUAGUCUUCCAAAAUUCCAUAAAGUGUUAUGAUAUAGCCAUUGAAAUAUAUGUACAAAUUGUAAAGAAUGUGUAUAAAUGUUUUACACCAAAUGUAAUAAGAUCUAUCUUGCAUGUAGAAGCAAUUUAUGCAGUUAUUGCAAAGUGUAUAGUAAAUUGUAAGGCAAUUUUUCACAGCACCACUUUUUCAGCAUUUGUAUAUUCACUUUUUGUGUCAAAAUCUUUGUAACUGGUUCUCUGGAUAUUUCUUUUUACAAAACUGAGUUAAUCCUGACAACAUAGUUGUAGAUGUAGCAUCUUUUACAGGCAAACUGGGGAUAGAAGAGGUAGUUUCAGUGUGGAAAAGCCAUGUGCAUAGCAAGACAAUUUGGAACAAAGUGAUCUGUAACUUUCUAGCAAAUUAAGUCUUUAAAUUGGUAAUAAAUAUUUAUACAUAUAAGGUGCUUUGCUUUGUUUUCCCCACAGAUUUCACACUACUACUCAUUGUAAAAUUUGGUGUUUGCAAUUAUGUCUUGAUGACUCAUCUAACUGUGUUCAGAAUUUCUUAAAUCAAAAGUAUCCUUUCAAAACAAAGUUAUCAAGACCAAUUAGAACAUUACAAAAUAGUAAGCAAACUCUUUAGUUCAGCACAACUCUUUUUAAGGCUUGAUUCUUAAGGAAAAUCAAAAUGGGGGGGGCAGAGGGGAGAGAAAUGUUUUUGGGCAUGAUAGAAAAGCCCCAUAGCUGCAGAUGCACUGGGGAGAGUUGUAGGGUGCAUAUUCCGUUAAUUUUGACCAAUCCUAUUGAUCCUCACAAAGACUGUGUGUGCCCCAAACAAAGGAUAGUGACAGGCAAGCUGUCUUUCUCAGGGAAUCUUGUCUGUCAUGAGUGAUUUUCUCAUAGAAGCCAUACCACAGUUUGAAAAAUACUACUUAAAAUAUUUGCUAUGAAGCUUUAACAAAGUUCCCUGUGUGCGCUGCAUUUUGGCUUUUUUAAUAAUAAAAAAGCCAACUAAACAUAAAGCAGAAUAUUCUGAUAAUCAAGAGUGCAUGUUAUUUAAUAUAUACUUUAUCAUUCCUGAA